Molecule: messenger RNA, 828 nt
Organism: Temnothorax curvispinosus
Lineage: Eukaryota; Metazoa; Arthropoda; Insecta; Hymenoptera; Formicidae
Product: ejaculatory bulb-specific protein 3-like
Exons: 2
Coding region: 139-507 (122 amino acids)
Source: RefSeq, a predicted model, not a curated record
UAUAUAAAAGCUAGCCACCGCUGAUGGGUCGCUUUAGUUUUUCACUCUUGCCUGCGGCCUCGUGAGCUAAGAAAGAAAUUAUUCUUCUUUCGUACUCGUCGAUUUUUGCGUAUCGAAUAUCGGUCCGCACGGCGCACGAUGAAGGGACCUUUAUGUCUUUUGGUCUUAUUAUUGGUCUCGCUGGUGGCUUUGGUCGUCGCCGACGAAAAGUAUACCAGAAAAUACGAUGACGUGAACGUGGACAAGAUCCUCCAAAAUAAUCGUGUUCUCACUAAUUACAUUCGGUGCUUGAUGGACGAAGGACCUUGCACCGCCGAAGGCCGCGAGCUGAGAAAGACUCUGCCGGAUGCUUUGUCGAACGGUUGUGACAAAUGCAACGAUAAACAGAAAGUUAUGGCGGAAAAAGUGAUAAAUCAUCUUAAAGCAAAGCGAUCUAGGGAUUGGGAUCGCCUCGUUGCCAAAUACGAUCCACGUGGCGAAUACAAAAAACGCUAUGAGAAAUCGUAAUUUCUUACAAGUAUUUUAAUGCACGUGCUACAUUUUUACAUGCGAAGCAGCAAGAAUCAUUGUAAAAUGUAAUUCGUUGAAAUAUAUAAUAGUGUGCGAAAUGCGUUCGUCAUUGAGGAUACAAUCGAUAUUUGUGAACAAAUACGCAAUGAAGCAAUCGAAUGGAAUUCAGCCGACAUACAAAUGUAAAGUUUAUCAAAGGUUUCAUUUUAUUCGCUAAAUCAGCAUUUUCUGUAAACACAUAUACAAGUUAUGCAAUUUAUCAUUCAUUGUCCAUGUCAUCAUUUCUUCCAAAUAAAACAACAAAAGAUGCUACUGUUA